GCUGCUUACCGGGCAGUGUGGAUGGCAUGCAGGGGGAUGGUGAAGGAUGGGGCCAGAGGAAGGAAGGACAUGCCCGCCCAGCCGUGUUUGGGAUGCUGCCUCCCUGGAGAGGGGUCAUGAAGCCUAGCAGGCAGUGGAGCCCAGAAAAUCACCUUGGUUGGCAUAUUCAGCCAGCAAGAAAGAGAGGAUCAUCAGGCGCAGUGGCUCACACCUGUAAUCCCAGCACUUUGGGCGGCCGAGGAGGGCAGAUCAUGAGGUCAAGAGAUCGAGACCAUCCUGGCCAACAUGGAGUCUAUAAAGCAUCAACUCAAAGUGAGAAGAAGUGGACACAUAUUCUAAGGGAGCUCCCCAGGACAAAAGGAAGAUGGAGGAAAUGGUCUCUGAAGGCUCAAAGCAGCUCCCCCUGCCCCGUGUAGAGCGCUGAUGAGAUGGCAAUUUAAACUGCUUUGAUGACCAGGUUUCAUUAGGAUCAACGGAUGAAAAGACUGAGAUUGUAUACAUGUAAAUACCAAGUUCAGUGAGUUUCCAUGGCCUCUUCUGUCUUAAUACAACUUACCAAACAAUCCAGACAGAUUUCUGCCUCCACUUUGUUGAUUUACCCAGGGAAGUGGGGAAAGUAAGAAGUAAUUUGGACUCUUCUAGAGGAGAGCAGGCACAAACUAAGCCAAGAAAAGCACGUUUGAGAAUUCCAGAGGCAGAAGUUGCUUCUGGGUGCCUGACGUCAACGAUCCAGCACUUCAAGACUGGUGUGCGGCAUCAUCAGGGGACACUGUGUCCUGGGCACCCCUGCAGUUUAAGAGAAUCCACUAGUUUAUAAGAAAUGAGCCGUCAGACUGCUACAGCAUUACCUACCGGUACCUCGAAGUGUCCACCAUCCCAGAGGGUGCCUGCCCUGACUGGCACAACUGCAUCCAACAAUGACUUGGCGAGUCUUUUUGAGUGUCCAGUCUGCUUUGACUAUGUGUUACCACCCAUUCUUCAAUGUCAGAGUGGCCAUCUUGUUUGUAGCAACUGUCGCCCAAAGCUCACAUGUUGUCCAACUUGCCGGGGCCCUUUGGGAUCCAUUCGCAACUUGGCUAUGGAGAAAGUGGCUAAUUCAGUACUUUUCCCCUGUAAAUAUGCCUCUUCUGGAUGUGAAAUAACUCUGCCACACACAGAAAAAGCAGACCAUGAAGAGCUCUGUGAGUUUAGGCCUUAUUCCUGUCCGUGCCCUGGUGCUUCCUGUAAAUGGCAAGGCUCUCUGGAUGCUGUAAUGCCCCAUCUGAUGCAUCAGCAUAAGUCCAUUACAACCCUACAGGGAGAGGAUAUAGUUUUCCUUGCUACAGACAUUAAUCUUCCUGGUGCUGUUGACUGGGUGAUGAUGCAGUCCUGUUUUGGCUUUCACUUCAUGUUAGUCUUAGAGAAACAGGAAAAAUACGAUGGUCACCAGCAGUUCUUCGCAAUUGUACAGCUGAUAGGAACACGCAAGCAAGCUGAAAAUUUUGCUUACCGACUUGAGCUAAAUGGUCAUAGGCGACGAUUGACUUGGGAAGCGACUCCUCGAUCUAUUCAUGAAGGAAUUGCAACAGCCAUUAUGAAUAGCGACUGUCUAGUCUUUGACACCAGCAUUGCACAGCUUUUUGCAGAAAAUGGCAAUUUAGGCAUCAAUGUAACUAUUUCCAUGUGUUGAAAUGGCAAUCAAACAUUUUCUGGCCAGUGUUUAAAACUUCAGUUUCACAGAAAAUAAGGCACCCAUCUGUCUGCCAACCUAAAACUCUUUCGGUAGGUGGAAGCUAGACACAUGAAGGUAAAUAAAAAGAAAGGCUGUUAAAUACAGGAAACAGUUGCAUGUAGUAACACUAAUAUAUUUAAAAAUAAGUCAACAGUAAACCACUGAAAAAAUGUAUGUAUAUACACCCAAGAUGGGCAUCUUUUGUAUUAAGAAAGGAAGCAUUGUAAAAUAAUUCCGAGUUUUGUGUUUGUUGUAGAUUGAUUGUAUUGUUGAAAAAAAGUUUGUUUUUGCGUGGGAGUGUGUGUGUGCGUGGGUGUGUGCGUGUUUGGGUUUUUUUCCUUUAACUGACAAGCCAUCUUGAGUGGUCAUGGGCCACUGCUUUUCCCUUUGUGAGUCAAUACAUAGUGCUGCUGUGUGCUUUUUUUGUGUGUGUGUAUUUGCUAAUUUUUAUUAAUUUUAGUUUUUCAUUAAAUAAAUUUGACUUUUCUGUAAUUCAGGUUUUUCCUUUUUUGUACCAUUUUAAAGUUAGUAUCUUUUGAUAUGCAUAUUUGUUUAUGGUAAAAAAUUUAUAACGUGUUCAAUAUUUUCUUUUCCCCCAUUAAUCAGUUCAUUAGAAAUAUUUUAAAAUCAGCUAUUUUGUGAAGCCAUGAGUUCCAGAAAGUAAAGGUGACAUCGGAAAAAUGAUCAAAAGCUAUUUAAAGCAUCUAUAAGAUGCUCUCUUUCUGUCUUCUACAGAUGAGUCACACCUUUGAGCUUAAUCUUUGAAAGGUUAGAGAAUAAAUUGAUUUUUAUAAAUAUUGCAAAUCAGGCUUUUGUUUCCUUUUUCACAUAUCUUGGACAAAUCACAUGUUUUAAAAUUUGUUCUUGUAUUUAUUGGUUUUGCAGAAGAAGGCAUCGUCAUGCACAGUAUUUGUAAUUAAAAGCAAAUCAUUUGUUUAAAAGCAGUUUGCAAAAAAUGUUUUUGGUCUUUUAUAAUUCUCAUUAAAAGAAUAUCUGGCAAAUUAAAAAAA
Molecule: messenger RNA, 2721 nt
Organism: Gorilla gorilla gorilla (western lowland gorilla)
Lineage: Eukaryota; Metazoa; Chordata; Mammalia; Primates; Hominidae
Gene: SIAH1
Product: siah E3 ubiquitin protein ligase 1
Exons: 7
Coding region: 821-1669 (282 amino acids)
Biological process (GO): multicellular organism development; proteasome-mediated ubiquitin-dependent protein catabolic process
Cellular component (GO): cytoplasm
Molecular function (GO): zinc ion binding; ubiquitin conjugating enzyme binding; ubiquitin protein ligase activity
Source: RefSeq, a predicted model, not a curated record